CAACAUCAGAAACAAUGAAAUUGUAUUCUUAUGCAGUCUGGCUUGCUUACAGUAAGAAGAAAUUCGAUCAAAUGAAACGAAAAUCCAAACCCAAGCAGAGAUGUGUAUCCCCACUACCAACCACCACUCUUUCUGAUGUCUUUAAAGAGGCUAAAUCCAAUUCCAAGAGGUUCUCCACACCACCCCCUUACAGAAAUAAACCACACAAGAAUAUCUUAGGAAAGACCAGCACUUGUAAUGAAUUGAACCCUCUCCAAAAAUUUCGUUUUGUGAAGGGCAUUACCAAGUUGAGGGCAAAGAAGGAGACACCAUGGACGAGGUGUUUAGAUAAUGGGGGAGUUAAGGUGACAGCAGUAGAGACCACAAAGAGCUGGAUUGUAAAUCUUUCCGAGCUGUACUUCGGAGCUCGAUUCGCCAGUGGAGCUCAUAGUAGACUUUAUCAUGGCAUGUAUAAGAAUCAGCCCGUUGCUGUUAAGAUUAUUCGAUUGCCCGACGACGAUGAAAGCGGAUUGAUGGUGGCGCGCUUGCAAAAGCAAUUCACGAGAGAGGCGACCUUUCUAUCUCAUCUUCGCCACCCCAAUGUGAUUAAGCUUGCAGGGGCCUGCAACAAAUCUCCCAUCCUCUUCAUCAUCACUGAAUAUCUUUCCGGAGGGUCUUUGAGGACAUUGUUGCGCAAACUCGAUUGCUCGCCCCUUCCUCUAGAUAAUAUGAUUUCGAUUGCGCUAGAUGUAGCCCGCGGCAUGGAGUACAUUCAUUCACAAGGAGUUAUUCAUCGUGAUCUGAAGUCUGGGAAUAUAUUAUUUGAUGCAAACUUCUGUGUAAAAAUUGCUGAUUUUGGAGUGGCAUGUGAAGAAGCACAUUGUGCUGUUUUUAGUGAUGACGCCGGCACGUAUCGGUGGAUGGCUCCCGAAAUGAUCAAGCACAAGCCAUAUGGCCGAAAAGUCGAUGUGUACAGCUUCGGGCUGCUCUUAUGGGAGAUGCUUACUGGAGCCAUCCCCUAUGAGGAAAUGACUCCGGUUCAAGCAGCUUUUGCUGUUGUUAAUAAGAAUUUGAGACCGGUUAUUCCGGCCGACUGUCCGGUGGUUCUGCGAGGGCUGAUCGAGCGGUGUUGGUCAACGCUUCCAGAGAGGAGGCCGGAGUUUGCGCAGAUUGUGAAGGUUUUAGAACAGUUUAAAGCUGAUCUAGCUAAUGGUGGGACACUUAAAGAGCUUCAGCUUUUGACUUCUCAGGAUCAUAAAAAACGGCUACUGAUUUGGAUUGAAAUGCUGAGUUUUUCAAAAGUUGGUGGCUUUAGGCCUCCAACGGCUAAAAAAUUGUAAAUUUCUGUAGUUUUCGUUGAUUUGAUUGUAGUUAUGAUAGCUUCUAACCUGCAACUGUAUGUAGUUGCCUCUACUGAAUAUACUGCUGCUCUAUCUCAAGAAAUAUGGAGUCGGCUUCCCAAUGUUCAGUGAAUUUUUCUGUUUCUUAAUCAAAGUAUAUAUAAAUCUGGCAGUUUAGGUGUUAGAUCUGUAAAUAUAUAAGAAUG
Molecule: messenger RNA, 1525 nt
Organism: Phalaenopsis equestris
Lineage: Eukaryota; Viridiplantae; Streptophyta; Magnoliopsida; Asparagales; Orchidaceae
Product: serine/threonine-protein kinase HT1-like
Exons: 3
Coding region: 15-1319 (434 amino acids)
Biological process (GO): protein phosphorylation
Molecular function (GO): protein kinase activity; ATP binding
Source: RefSeq, a predicted model, not a curated record